Molecule: messenger RNA, 2331 nt
Organism: Xiphias gladius (swordfish)
Lineage: Eukaryota; Metazoa; Chordata; Actinopteri; Istiophoriformes; Xiphiidae
Gene: guk1a
Product: guanylate kinase 1a
Exons: 6
Coding region: 150-884 (244 amino acids)
Biological process (GO): purine nucleotide metabolic process
Cellular component (GO): cytosol
Molecular function (GO): GMP kinase activity
Source: RefSeq, a predicted model, not a curated record
UGUUGGCAGCAGUGUGGGCUCAGAUAACGGAGCAGCUACGUGUGUCUGCUCAGAGCGAGGGGAGGGAGCAAUGGAAGCUAGGACUUUCUGUUUGUAGGGUGGAAAACAGGAAGAAAACCGAGCGACUAGGCCAUCUCAGACACCGUGGAAUGAGGAACUCUACAACGAAAGCUAUGGCUGGACCCAGGCCUGUGGUGCUUAGCGGCCCGUCAGGGGCAGGGAAGAGCACUCUGCUGAAGAAGCUCAUGGAGGAAUAUGACAGUGUUUUUGGCUUCAGCAUCUCCCAUACAACAAGAAAUCCUCGACCCGGAGAACAGAACGGCAAAGGUAAAGAAUGUUCCUCCUCUUUCAUGACCACGCUAACAGCUCAUUUCUUAAUUUCUAGUCAACAGUUUUGUAGUUUUAUUCUCUGUAUGUGUCCUUAUUUUGGGGUUUCAGAUUACCACUACGUUACACGGGAGGUGAUGCAGGCAGCUAUUGACAAUGGCGAUUUCAUAGAGAGCGCAGAGUUUUCCGGGAACAUGUACGGAACGAGUAAAGCCGCUGUGCAAGACGUCCAGGCCAAGAAUCUCAUCUGUAUACUUGACAUUGACAUGCAGGGUGUGAGGAACAUCAAACGGACAGACCUCAAUCCCAUCUACAUCUCCAUCCAGCCACCGUCCAUGGCAGUCUUGGAAAAACGUUUAAGAGACAGAAAAACGGAGUCAGAGGAGAGCCUCCAGAAGCGUUUAUGUGCAGCCAAGGUGGAGUUGGAGUUUAGUAAAGAACCUGGUGUAUUUGAUGUUGUAAUUGUCAAUGAUAAUUUGGAGGAUGCUUACAGAAAGUUAAAACAUGCUCUUCUCGAGGAAAUUAACAACAUCAAGAAGAUCAACAUGUCUUCGUAGGAGACAGCAGCCUCCUGACACCUUUUCGUCAUGUCCAGCCACUCCUCAAAAAAACCACGGACCUCCAUUCCAGUUGUGUACAUUCCCUCAGAUGGUGGUCUGUGUGUAGGUUUUACAUAGUGUUUAGAAGUAUUUGAUAACAUACUGUAAAGUGGAACUUUUUUUUUUUUUUUUAAUGGAGUGCUUUUUUUAUAUUUUUAUUUUCAUUUGUAUGAAAAAAAAUUACUCCAAUAAUCCUUACCUGAUAUUUGACUGGCACGGUGCGGUGUUCUCUGUUGGACAGGAUUUACUUAACACAGAUAAACAGAUCUCAACAACAUGGACUUAACACUCAUUCGAUCUUGUGGAUAAUUUGGUUUGUCAAGGGUAUGAAAAGCAUGUAUCUGGAUACCUUGGUUAGUGGCAGCGAGUUAUGCUACUCUUACCACUUGAGGUACUUUUUUGAGCAACUGUGUUAAUGGUGAAAUAAAUUUACUGAGACAGUAAAAUGUACUGUUGGCAGACACACAGAGAGAGUUUGACACCAGCUCUCACCCCCCUGCACACAACUUCAGCAUUGCAACUUAUCUCCGGAAAACAUGGCGGCUGUUUACAUACAAGGGAUACAUUGAAAGUCGAUUAUGCUGUUGAAAUAAUAAAAUUAUUCCAGAGUUGGUUAAUGCUUUUAGUCUACAGACUUUUUGUAAGUUGUCGCAUAAUGUACUAAGGAUAUUAAAGUUUGGUUUGCUGGAUAAGGAUAAAUGCUGAUGUGCUCUAGUAGGAUUAAAUCCCAUGAUAGAGGUAGAAAAUGUGGUUUACAACAAAAAACAAUAGUACAUCUAAUGUUACUUAGAAUUUAUCUUUUUGUCUUUUGGGGGGCAAUGACAGAACAGUUUAACUGUUUAUUUUACAGUUGUAAAUUUGUAAAACUUUUAUAUUGUGUAACUAUCACUUUGCAGCUUCAGCUGUGGAGUAAAAUGACAUUCAGUGGAUUCCUAACAAAGUGAGAGGUUUUUAACUUUUGAAGACAAAUUAAAUGACAUGUUUAUCCUUUUUUUAUAUUGCUUAGAAUUAAGCACACAAUACAUCUCCUUUUACUUGAAAGCUAAGAAAACAUUUACAAUCCAUUUGUAAAUUGGCAUGUGGUUUUUUUUUUCUUAUUUUUUCAAUUUCAUGGAUAUUAAUAAUACCCCUAAAAUUAUGUUCAAGCACCUUGUAACACCCAUUCCUUUGUACGGGUAAUUUUGUGUUCCUGUUAUAACUGUAUAUUAUUCAGUGUCCAUUUAAAUAAUUAAUUGUGAAAAUGUUACAUCAUAUCCAGUGAGAUGCAUGCAGUCCCCUGGUGUGCAUUUAAACUUAACCAGCCAUUACAAUAUUGCGCUUGUUGUGGAAAAAUGUAUCAUUAUGUAUGAAGUCCAUUAAACGUCCAGCAGUAAGACUCUGUUACCCAAUGAAACUCCAAUAAAUA